UACGCCGAGCCACCCUACAACCGUGGGUCUCACCUAAUUGUUCACUCUUCUCUUCCCCAGAUUUUGGCCGCCAUGCGCACGCUCUCGAUCAGCACCUCCGUCCUUGGCUCCUGCAAUAGGAUAUCCGACAAGUGCGAGUGUCUCCUCGACGACAACGUCGGAGUGCUCGCCUCUGGCGAUCGACCGAUACUCUGUACGACACCUGCUCAAGGCGGCGAAGUCCGGCUCGCCUUGAUCCGACACGGUGGAUUAACCUCCUCCGCAAACCUAGCUUCUUCGAUUGGAGUUUCUCAUUUGCCGCCGCAUCGGAUCAAUGCUGCCAUUGGGCGAGGGUAUCAUAGUUUGUCGGGUUCUCACAAGCGACUACACAUCCCAAUUUGUCCGACGAUACCGGUGUUGCUUAUAGAAAGUAGGGUUGUUUCAAAUUUGACUGUUUUGGUUUAG
This is a messenger RNA of Striga asiatica, 444 nucleotides long. Lineage: Eukaryota; Viridiplantae; Streptophyta; Magnoliopsida; Lamiales; Orobanchaceae. The record is from the annotation of a GenBank genome assembly.